Penicillium verhagenii is the source of this 264-nucleotide messenger RNA. RefSeq lists its product as uncharacterized. Bases 1 to 264 code for a protein of 87 amino acids. The transcript has 2 exons. The record is from RefSeq and is a predicted model, not a curated record. Lineage: Eukaryota; Fungi; Ascomycota; Eurotiomycetes; Eurotiales; Aspergillaceae.
AUGAAGGCCCAGACCAUCAUCGCCAGUUUGUUCUCCGCCUGCGUUGCUGCAUCCGUGGUUCCACUCAAUGGUGGCACCAAGACCGUCGAGUUGAGCGGCAGCCAGCUCCAGAGCGCGCUUGCCAAGUACGGCAAGGAUGCUAGCUUUGAUGUCAAUCAGGUCAUUAAUUGUACCGUUUCGUACACCCUCGCACUCAGCACUGGGGGACCUCCAUACACCAUUGACCUCGCCAGCCUGGACCUGACCAACUGCACCUAUACCUAG